Messenger RNA from Gymnogyps californianus (California condor), 1082 nucleotides. Its product is annotated as receptor of activated protein C kinase 1-like. Gene Ontology annotation, molecular function: ribosome binding; protein kinase C binding; translation regulator activity. Lineage: Eukaryota; Metazoa; Chordata; Aves; Accipitriformes; Cathartidae. The record is from RefSeq and is a predicted model, not a curated record. Gene Ontology annotation, cellular component: cytosol; nucleus. Gene Ontology annotation, biological process: rescue of stalled cytosolic ribosome; positive regulation of protein phosphorylation.
GGCGGCCGGAGGGGACCGGCCCGUGGCCUCCGUUGAAUCCGCCGCCAUCCUCCCGCCCCGCCGCCGCCAUGACGGAGCAGAUGACCCUGCGGGGCACCCUGAAGGGCCACAACGGCUGGGUGACCCAGAUCGCCACCACGCCGCAGUUCCCGGACAUGAUUCUCUCCGCGUCGCGCGACAAAACCAUCAUCAUGUGGAAGCUGACCCGUGACGAGACCAACUACGGGAUCCCGCAGCGAGCCCUGCGCGGUCACUCGCACUUCGUCAGCGACGUGGUCAUCUCCUCCGACGGGCAGUUUGCUCUCUCGGGCUCCUGGGACGGCACCCUGCGGCUCUGGGACCUCACCACCGGCACCACCACCCGUCGCUUCGUGGGCCACACCAAGGACGUCCUGAGCGUGGCCUUCUCCUCCGACAACCGCCAGAUCGUUUCGGGCUCCAGGGACAAGACCAUCAAGCUCUGGAACACCUUGGGUGUCUGCAAGUACACGGUGCAGGACGAGAGUCAUUCGGAGUGGGUGUCGUGCGUCCGUUUCUCCCCGAACAGCAGCAACCCCAUCAUCGUCUCCUGCGGCUGGGACAAGCUGGUGAAGGUUUGGAAUUUGGCUAACUGCAAGCUGAAGACUAACCACAUCGGGCACACGGGCUACCUGAACACGGUGACCGUCCCCGACGGCUCCCUCUGUGCCUCCGGUGGCAAGGACGGCCAGGCCAUGCUGUGGGACCUGAACGAAGGCAAACACCUCUACACCUUGGACGGAGGAGACAUCAUCAACGCCCUGUGCUUCAGCCCCAACCGCUACUGGCUGUGUGCUGCCACCGGACCCAGCAUCAAGAUCUGGGACCUGGAAGGCAAAAUCAUCGUGGACGAGCUGAAGCAGGAGGUGAUCAGCACCAGCAGCAAAGCCGAACCCCCCCAGUGCACUUCCCUGGCCUGGUCCGCAGACGGGCAGACCCUGUUUGCCGGCUACACAGAUAACCUCGUCCGGGUGUGGCAGGUCACCAUCGGGACCAGAUGAGGACGCGGGAGCGAGAAACCAUACAUUUUGUGUACAAAAACCAAUAAAAGAGCGCUCUAUCGA